AUGAUUCUCUUCUCUAAGUGUAAUUUGAUAUUUAUUUGCACUUUGGUGAUCACUUUGCUGCCCUUCGGGCUCUUGGAGCUUUAUUACGAUGAAGUUCAAAGCUUGAGCGAACUUCCAAUGGAUAAACUUUUGAAAAUACGAUCCAGUUUCGGCGAAAUCGAAGAAGAUUUAGAAGAGGAAGAAGAGGAGAAUGGCUUAGAAGGAAGAACAAUUCCUUUAGCUUACAAGUUGCCUCAAAAAAAAAUCGGGAACAAAUUGCGGAGAUACGGUGGGUGGGAGGAAAAAGGCGAGGAGAGUAAAAUUUCUAAAAUAUUCCAAUUUUCUUUAACAACUCUUUCGUUUCUCGCCUUCGGCGGAUACUUGCUCACAUUAAUAAUUACUUCUUUAAAAAGAAAUUCGGGUACUUCCGGAAAUGUAAUCGUUUUAUCGAAUCUGCAAAAAUUCACGAGACCAAAGCGUGACGUGAUAGGAAUAGACCCAAUGGAGAACGACUUCAACACCGACAGACUUUACCGCGGGAUGAUAAUGCUCUCGGAGGAGUUCGCGUCUUACUCCAAGCCGAAGCACUAUUGA
This is a messenger RNA of Cotesia congregata, 573 nucleotides long. Lineage: Eukaryota; Metazoa; Arthropoda; Insecta; Hymenoptera; Braconidae. The record is from the annotation of a GenBank genome assembly.